AAAGUGGACAAUGUAUCGGUUUUUCCAACUUACAUUGAUUUGAAACCCAAUACGGCGGGCAAUCCCUCGCAAGAGCCUUCCAGGACAAUGUCUCCUAUAUCACAGACCACCUCCUCGGAUCUCCCCUCCAAUCCAACAGACGAUGAACCUCCAGCCUCAUGCAAGCAUCUUGGCGUCCCACGAAGCGCUUCAUACGAGACCGUACUCCGCGCAUGUCUGGCUAAAUACGGCAUCGAGAAAGAUCCAGAUAACUAUGUACUGUUCAUCAUAUAUGGUGACAAGGAGCAUCAGGCUACAGCUGAUGAGCGCCCAUUGGUUACUUUCGAGGACUUGGAGUCGAAAGGCUAUAGGCCGUCAUUUAUGUUGAGACAACACAAUGAGAGGAAGUUAUCGACAGAUAAACAUAUGGAUGGCUAGAUGGCACGGGUCCCGUAUCGUUUCACUCUCUACGAAUACGUAGGCUUCGUGUUGUUCCUAGUUCCUACAGCUAGCUCUACAGUUGACUAGCCUUGUAGCGUCAACUAUGGCCAAGUUGGAACGACUUAAAAUCCCGUGCACUAUACUUAGAUACAGGGAUAAUCUCGGCGAAAUGUUGAUUACAGAGGACAGUUUACAAGGUACAACUAUCGGCUAUAUGCUUAAUUUGAGAUUGUCUUAUAUCUUCCCAGUAUUGCGUGGACAGUUACCCUGAGUCCGAUAAUUAGAGUACCCAUCCUGCACCAGGCCAUCGGUCAGAUCAGAAAUAUACAG
Molecule: messenger RNA, 750 nt
Organism: Pseudovirgaria hyperparasitica
Lineage: Eukaryota; Fungi; Ascomycota; Dothideomycetes; Acrospermales; Acrospermaceae
Exons: 1
Coding region: 88-417 (109 amino acids)
Biological process (GO): signal transduction
Source: RefSeq, a predicted model, not a curated record